AGUUGAUCGAUGCGAAAAAGAUGGCUACGCGACCGAACGACCGUAUUUUUGGAGUGCUAGGUGCUCGUAGUGAGAUCGCGCCUUCUUUUUCAAACGGCUGAGACUUCAGUAUUAGCUUGCGUGUUCUUGUACGCAUACACGACCCCUCAUCUUCAUAUUCCACUUAUUUGGCCCACUCGCUGCCUAUGGAGCCGGAGACAUUAUAACAGUAAUACCAUAGAUUCGUGACCAUGCCCAAAAACGCACACCCGCCGCGCGGCAAGCCUGCGAAGAAGGCACCUCCACCUGAAGAGGACAAUAGCUGGAUUGUCUUCGGCGACGGGAAACCAAAGAAGAAGAAAGGCGAGAGCUCGGCCCAGAAUGAUGACAAGGGAAAAGGAAAGGGCACUGCUGGGCAGGCUGAGGAGGGACCUAAGAAGCCUGACACCAGGACCCUGAUUGCUGGAGCGUCUUGGACAGGCAAGCUGCCUGUUAACCUGUUCUCAGAGCACCUCCAGAAACAGCAUUGGGACCGGCCUGACUACAGAAUCCGCAAGGAUGGCGACAAGCAUUUCGCAUACGCUGUGGUUCUCUCGAAGAAAAACCAGAAGACGCAGGAAGUCACGACUCUUCCCCCAAUCAAGAUCCCGACCGAGCUCGAAGAAUCCGCCCAUCAGCCCACCGCUGUCGAAGCGCGCAAUUUCGCUGCCGCUUACGCUCUCUUCCGUGUCGCAAGCGCGAAGAACCUGCAUAUGAUGCUGCCUCCUACGUACAAAGACUUGUGGAAAGGGCAGUUUCAAGAGCUCAAGAAACGAGAUGAGAAGGAGGGAAAAGGCUGGAUGUAUGAAGCAGACCCAUUCUUCGGCUUUGCAGAGCGAGAAAAGGCCAAGGCAGUCGCUGCGAAGGAGCGAGAAAAGAAACAGAAGCAGCAGGAGGAUGCGAAGAAAGCGCAUAACCUGAAGCCGGGCAUGUCUAUGCCGAACGCUGAAGGCUCGUGGACUGGACCUGCAAAGAACUUGAUGAGAGGAUGGGAACGCGUACCGAAGGUUGAGCUUGGGAAAAGAACAAGGCAGCAGGUCGAGCGUCUCAUCCGCCGUGACGCGCUCUGGAACCCAAAUGCCAUUCAGAUGGAUAAACAUACCCGGAUACGGCUAGAGGACGAGAUCACUGACCUUGGUUUCCGCCGAAGUCACGUUGAAGAGGCUGCCGACAUCUGCAAGGACCGAGAGGAGAUUCUUGAGUGGCUGCUGAUUCAUGUUCCGGAAGAUGAUUUGCCCUCUUGGAGUUUGCCCGAAGGCUAUGUGGCCGGCGUCAGCAUGGCUAGUUCUAAUCUCAAACGAGAGGGCGCAGUCAAACGCCUGGCUGCGGCCGGCUACUCUACCGAGCUCUGCGAAGAGGCAUACGACAGUCAAGGCGGAGAUGAGAGAAGAGCCGCUGCUUUGCUUCAGGCUCGUCUCCUGCGACCGGACGAUGAUGAUAAGGACAUUGCGCAGGAGCUGGCGGAUCUUGCCAUUGCAGAAGAACCAGAAGAGGUACCAGAAGACGAUGCCUGGGAGACUGAGAUGUCUUCGUUGGAGGCCAUCUACGAUAAGCUUUUCUCUCGUCCGUCACCCACAAUGUGCCGUGUUGAGCUUGACAUCAAGCAACAAGGGAAGCGCCUGAUCCUGCAAGCCAGGAAACCCUUCGGGCCUUAUCCGGCUGUUGCACCUAUCGUCACUUUUGAAGCUGCUAUCCCCGCAUACAUCCGGCUCAGUAUAAUUAGAAAAGCGUUGCUGCACGCCGAGGAGAACUUCAUUGGAAUGCCGAUGAUAUACGACGUUAUAGAUUGGGUGCAGCAGAACGCAGGGGAGAUUUUCAAGAAUCCAGGUCGACUGGCCGAUGUCUCAUCUGGACUCGCUGCAGCAGAUCAUUCUGUAGAGCCACAGAAUCAGAACAAGAGAAGGAAAGAUAGAGGUCGCAGACCGAUCGACUGGAAGCCAGCAACACCUGCGAGUCAACAGGUUCUUGCUGACUGGCAAGCCAGACAGGGCACACCAGCUCAGCAAAAGAUGAUGAAUGCACGGCAGUCAUUGCCAGCUUGGAGGUUGAGGGAUGAAAUUGUCCAAACAGUCAACCGAUGCAAUGUAACCAUCAUCUCUGGUGAGACUGGUUCUGGCAAAUCGACCCAGUCAGUGCAGUUUGUCUUGGAUGAUUUGAUACAAAGACAAUUAGGUGCUGUUGCAAACAUCAUCUGCACCCAGCCGCGAAGGAUUUCUGCUCUCGGUCUUGCCGAUCGUGUUGCUGAUGAAAGGUGUGGCCGAGUCGGGGAUGAAAUCGGUUAUACGAUCCGUGGCGAGUCAAAACAGAAGCCAGGUGCGACCAAGAUCACAUUUGUCACUACUGGUGUUCUUCUCCGACGGCUCCAGACAUCCGGUGGCGGCGCUGAUGAUGUUGUUGCUGCACUUGCUGAUGUCAGUCAUGUUGUGGUUGAUGAAGUGCACGAGCGCAGCCUCGAUACCGACUUCCUGCUUGUGCUUCUUCGGCAGAUACUGCGCACCAGAAAGGACCUGAAGGUUAUCUUGAUGAGCGCAACACUGGACGCAGACGUCUUUGAGGCUUAUUUCAAACAAGUAGGCCCAGUGGGCCGUGUUGAGAUUGCUGGUCGGACUCAUCCUGUGACAGACUUCUACGUUGACGAUGUCAUGCAAUUCACAGGCUUCAGGGGCUAUGUUGGCGAAGAUGAUGACUCACAGGAGAAGUCUUUUUCCGCAAACCUUCGAAGCAUCGGGUUUGGCAUCAACUACGAUCUCAUCGCCGAAACUGUUGCAUACAUCGAUCACCAACUUGGAGAUAAGGAUGGCGGCAUUCUCAUCUUUUUGCCUGGUACCAUGGAAAUCGAUCGAACGAUACAAGCCUUGAGCAAUUUUUCGAAUCUUUAUGCCUUACCAUUGCAUGCUUCGCUUCUGCCUGCUGACCAGAAACGCGUCUUUCCCCUGCCUCCAGCUGGCAAGAGAAAGGUCAUUGCAGCAACCAACGUGGCAGAGACUUCGAUCACGAUCGAGGAUAUCGUCGCGGUCAUCGACACUGGCCGUGUCAAAGAGACGAGCUAUGAUCCACAAAACAACAUGGUCCGACUUGCUGAGACGUGGGCAUCAAGAGCCGCAUGCAAGCAACGUCGUGGCCGUGCAGGUCGUGUACGAGCCGGCGACUGCUACAAACUAUACACACGCAACGCUGAGGCUAAGAUGCUGGAACGACCUGAACCCGAAAUCAGGCGUGUUCCUUUAGAGCAGAUGUGCCUGUCUAUCAAGGCUAUGGGUGUACAAGACGUCUCCGGUUUCCUCGCCUCAGCCCUCACGCCACCCGAAAGUACCGCAGUGGAAGGUGCGGUCAAACUGCUUUCGCAGAUGGGCGCCAUUACCGACAACGAGCUCACCGCGCUUGGUCGUCAUAUGUCUAUGAUUCCUGCUGACCUACGUCUGAGCAAGCUUCUCGUUUAUGGUGCAACGUUCGGCUGCCUUGAAGCCGCUCUCACCAUUGCGUCGGUAUUGACUGCUCGCAGUCCUUUCAUGUCACCCCGCGAAAGAGAUCAAGAUACUAGGAACGAAUUCGAUCGUCUCCGCGCCUCAUUCUCAGCCAACCAAGGCGACCUCCUUGUCGACCUUCGCGCAUACGAACAAUGGGCUGCGUUCCGUAGUAAGGGCGUCUCAACCCGUGAUCUAAAAUUCUGGUGUCAGGACAACAAGCUCAACCUUCAGACUAUGUUUGACAUACAGUCCAACCGCUCCCAGUACCUCUCCUCCCUCAAAGAGAUCUCUUUCAUACCAUACAACUAUGCAUCGAACAACCCGUCAACGCAAGGCGCGUACAAUGCCCAAAAUGGCAAUGACGCCCUCCUGCGCGCCCUUGUGGCCGGUUCCUUCAACCCACAGAUCGCACGUAUUCAACUCCCAGACAAGAAGUUCGCCGCCGGUAUCGCUGGUGCCGUUGAACUAGAUCCCGAGGCGAGGGAGAUCAAGUAUUUCAACCAAGACAAUGGUCGCAUUUUUGUUCACCCCAGCUCUACACUCUUCUCGAGCCAGACCUUCCCUUCGAAUGCUAGCUUCGUGGCUUAUUUCAACAAGAUGGCGACUAGCAAGGUCUUCAUCAGAGACAUUACGCCGUUCAAUGCAUACAGUCUGCUCAUGUUUGCUGGACAGAUUCAGGUCGACACGCUGGGCAGAGGAUUGGUAGUCGACGAGUGGAUAAGGCUGAGAGGAUGGGCAAGGAUCGGUGUGCUGAUUUCAAGAUUGAGGGGCAUGUUGGAUCAGGUUCUCCAAAAGAUGGUGAAGGAGCCUGGUCAGGCCAUGGGUCAGAGAGAGAAGGACGUUGUGGAGGUUGUGCGAAGAUUGGUGGAAAGGGAUGGCUUAGACGCCUAGAUCCAAUUUGCAAUCGGCGAGUGUUAUGCUAGAUGACAUAGUUAUUGAACAGUCGUGCUGAAGAUCAAUGUCAGUGCGGCGUCUUUGCUGUCUC
This is a messenger RNA of Boeremia exigua, 4470 nucleotides long. Its product is annotated as P-loop containing nucleoside triphosphate hydrolase protein. The transcript is spliced from 2 exons. Gene Ontology annotation, molecular function: RNA binding; protein binding; ATP binding. The record is from RefSeq and is a predicted model, not a curated record. NCBI's taxonomy places the organism in Eukaryota, Fungi, Ascomycota, Dothideomycetes, Pleosporales, Didymellaceae. Bases 231 to 4376 code for a protein of 1381 amino acids. Gene Ontology annotation, cellular component: intracellular anatomical structure.